CUACUUUCCAUCUCAUUUCACAUAACAAUUAAGAUUCCCUCAUAUAAACCCAAUUUUCCCACUCACCACCAUCUCUUUACUCCAAAACAUGCCAACCUCUAUACCUUUCUUUUUCUUCAUCUUCUCUCUCCUCCAAAUCUCCAUACAAACACACUCUUUCCCAACCUCCUCUAAACUAGAACAAAGAACCUUCAUUAUUAGAGUUAACAACCAUGCUAAACCAUCUAUAUUUCCUACACACCAUCAUUGGUAUCAAUCUUCCUUAAACUCUCUUUCUUCAAACCCUACUAAACAAAUCCUUCAUACCUACGACACCGUAUUUCAUGGCUUCUCCGCCCACCUUACUAACUCCGAGGCCAAUCUCCUCUCCAAACAACCCCACAUUCUUUCACUUAUACCGGAACAGCUCCGGUCUAUCCAUACAACCCGAUCCCCACUCUUCCUUGGCCUCGAAUCCACCUCUACUAGAUCCAACACCACCUCCUUACUCGAGGAAUCUGAUUUUGGGUCGGACCUCGUAAUCGGUGUCCUCGACACCGGUAUAUGGCCCGAACAUCCAAGCUUUAACGAUCGUAAUCUUAGCCCUAUCCCAUUAAAAUGGCGUGGCUUUUGCCCACGUGAUUUCCAGUGUAAUAAAAAGAUUAUUGGCGCCAAAUUUUUUUACGAAGGGUAUGAGGCUACUAACGGUAAAAUGAAUGCUACUACGGAGUUCCGCUCUUCGCGGGACUCCGACGGACAUGGGACUCACACGGCAUCUAUUGCCGCUGGGAGGUACGUAUUCCCGGCCGAUACCCUCGGCUACGCUAAGGGUGUUGCGGCCGGGAUGGCCCCGAAAGCGAGACUAGCUAUAUAUAAGGUAUGCUGGACGUCAGGGUGUUAUGACUCUGAUAUACUGAAAGCAUUUGAUGAGGCGGUUAAAGAUGGAGUUGAUGUUAUUUCUUUAUCAGUUGGAGGAGUAGUUGUUCCAUAUUAUCUUGAUUCUAUAGCUAUUGCUGCUUUUGGAGCUGUACAAAAUGGGGUAUUUGUGUCGGCGUCGGCGGGUAAUGGUGGGCCCGGCGGGCUGUCGGUUACGAAUGUGGCACCAUGGGUGACAACUGUUGGUGCUGGAUCAAUUGAUAGGGAUUUUCCUGCAGAAGUUGUGUUGGGGAAUGGAAGGAGGGUUAGUGGGGUGAGUGUUUAUAACGGGCCCGGGCUUGAGCCCGGGAAAUUGUACUCGAUUGUGUAUGCGGGUAGUAGGGAAGGAGAUGGAGAAGGUGGGGAGGGAUAUUCGGCUUCGUUGUGUUUGGAUGGUUCGUUGGAUCCGAAUUUAGUUAAAGGGAAGAUUGUGUUGUGUGAUAGAGGGGUUAAUUCUAGAGUUGCUAAAGGACAAGUAGUGAAAGAUGCUGGUGGAAUUGGUAUGAUUCUUGCUAAUGCUGUUUUUGAUGGAGAAGGUUUAGUGGCUGAUUGCCAUGUUUUACCCGCUAUCGCCGUUGGUUCCGCCAACGGCGAUGUUAUCCGCAGGUACAUUGCGGAUAAUUUGAAGAGGUUUUCCUCGGGCCCAACGGCGUCUAUAAUAUUCCGUGGGACUCGGGUUGGGGUGCGGCCUGCUCCUGUGGUGGCCGCGUUCUCGGCCCGAGGACCUAACCCGGAAACCCCGGAGAUACUCAAGCCGGACUUGAUUGCUCCCGGGUUGAAUAUCUUGGCUUCUUGGACCGAGCGAGUUGGCCCGUCGGGCCUGGCGGUGGACAGGCGGCGGGCUGAGUUUAAUAUAUUGUCGGGUACGUCGAUGGCGUGCCCGCAUGUUUCGGGCCUUGCGGCGUUGUUGAAGGCGGCCCACCCUGAGUGGAGCCCGGCGGCUGUUCGGUCCGCCUUGAUGACGACGGCCUACACCAUUGACAACCAAGGCGGUGUCAUGAAGGACGAGUCUAGUGGCAACGAGGGUACGGUGAUGGAUUUCGGGGCGGGCCAUGUCCACCCUCAAAAGGCCAUGGACCCGGGUUUGGUGUAUGACAUUACAACUUAUGACUACAUAGACUUUCUUUGCAACUCCAAUUAUACUAUUGACAACAUUGAGCUAAUAUCCCGGAAAAAGGCUGAUUGCCGGGGCGCGAAACGGGCGGGUCAUGUGGGUAACUUGAAUUACCCUUCAUUGUCAUAUGUUUUUCUACAAUAUGGAAAACAUAAGAUGUCUAGUCAUUCCAUCCGGAUUGCCACUAAUGUAGGGGAUCCGGACUCGGUUUAUCGGGUCAAGAUCCAUCCACCCACGGGCACACUCGUGACCGUAGAGCCCGAGGAGCUAAGCUUUAGACGGGUCGGGCAGAAACUCAACUUCUUAGUUCGGGUUCAAGUAGAAGCCAUAAAACUAUCAGCCGGAUCCUCCAUCACAAAAAGUGGAUCAAUAAUAUGGUCUGAUGGGAAACAUACUGUGACUAGUCCUUUAGUUGUAACAAUGCAGCAGCCACUGUAGAUUUUUGUAUCAUUUUUUUUGUCUUCUGCAACUUUUUAAAACUAUUACUUUUUGGCUCAAAGUUAUAGAAGUUUGGUGUACUCAGAAAAGAAAAAGAAAAAAAAGAGUUCAAGUGUGAGUAUUAUUAUGAGCAUCUCUGCAGGGUGUUUUCCACUUCAGAAAACAAGUGAAUGAGGAGGAGGAUCCUUGUUGUUGUAACUUGUAAGAGAAUCUGCAAUAAUAUUAGUAUAUUAAUUUUGUAAUUAUA
Beta vulgaris subsp. vulgaris (sugar beet) is the source of this 2693-nucleotide messenger RNA. RefSeq names its product subtilisin-like protease SBT1.5. Gene Ontology annotation, biological process: proteolysis. Lineage: Eukaryota; Viridiplantae; Streptophyta; Magnoliopsida; Caryophyllales; Amaranthaceae. The transcript has a single exon. The coding region runs from base 89 to 2446 and encodes 785 amino acids. The record is from RefSeq and is a predicted model, not a curated record. Gene Ontology annotation, molecular function: serine-type endopeptidase activity.